AUGUUUGAGAUAAAACUCAAUGAGAAGCUAGUGGAGCUUUUGGAGCCCUUGCGCAGCGAAAGUAGCGAAAUUGGAAGGUUUUUGGACAACGGAAAUAUACCAAUGAAGAGCCUGCUGGCUUUGCAAAAACAGCAACUUGGACACAUGCAGCUUUGUGAAGUGCUGCAUCCACUAGAAUUUAAGUUCAAGAGUCGACCAGCUCGGGGCUCAGAAUAUAGCGACUCUUUCAAGAAACAACUGGAUCGUCUGCGACUGGAGCUAAACGAACAGGAAUAUCAGGAAAUGGUCAAACGGGACGGUCUCACAACGUUUCACGACGAGGACAACCUUACACCGGCUCAGAUGAACAAACAAGUGAAAGAACAGGUUACCACCGUGUUCAACAUUUUGGUUUCGGUAGUUUCGGUCGUUUUUGCCGCGUGGUACUGGUCAGGCUCUUCUGCGGGCAUGAAACCUCACAACAGAAUCAUUCUAUGCCUGUUCAGUGGCAUUUUGAUCCUGGUGGCAGAGGUGGUGGUGUAUAAUAGCUAUCUGCGGAAAAUCGAUGAAGCCAGGAAACGGGAAAAAAGCAAACGGGAGGUCAAAACGGUCAUCAAGCAACUUUAG
Messenger RNA from Lachancea meyersii CBS 8951, 606 nucleotides. Lineage: Eukaryota; Fungi; Ascomycota; Saccharomycetes; Saccharomycetales; Saccharomycetaceae. The record is from the annotation of a GenBank genome assembly.